AUGGUGGGAGUUCCACGGAGCAAUGGUUGUCGGAACUGUCUGGACCGGCGGAUCAAGUGUGAUGAAACCCAUCCCAAAUGCAAGCGAUGUCGUGAGAGAGGCGCAAUUUGUCCAGGAUACAAGAAAAUUCUCAAAUUCUGCCCUCAGAAACCCAUGUUGAAGAAGAGUCGGCGGAAGAGGAAACCCAACAACAACAUUCCCCAGCAUCAUCGGCAUGACCAUAACCACGAUAAUAGCUGCGCACUACCAGUCGAUCCAGUGUUUGAAUAUGUGGAAGCUUGCCGCCACCAUCGACUGAUCCUCCCUCGCACGAGCAUAGACGAAACCUUUGCGCCGAACCUUGUCCGCCAGGCCCUCAAUACACAGCACAGAGAGAUCUUCUGCACCUGGAUCAUGAUGAACUUCCCUUGCCUAUAUUCUUUAUAUGCUACACAGGUCGAGAUAAACAUCUUGGACUAUAUGCGGCAUUACCCUGGGGCACCACCAGAAGCAUUAGUGGGAGCCGUGUGUGCCUUGAACACACUUCACCUGAGCAAUGCGCACAAUGAUCCGGCAAAAGUUGCCUCAAGUAGAGCGAUAUACUCUCAUGGGCUGACAAGGCUUUCGGCCGUCCUGCAGGGCGGGAUGCAGGACCUCACAGACGAUGUUCAUCUAGCCGCCAUCCUGCUCGGAUUUUACGAAAUACUAGACGGGACAAGUCAGCGAUCAUGGCUGGCACACUCUCGAGGCAUCACAGACCUCUUCCGGCUGAGAGGACCGGCGUUGCUAUGCAGUGGAAUUGGCCGCACGUUGUUCGUCUCGUAUCGAUCCUUCAUUGUUACCGAGGCCUUCAUCUCGAGGCAGGCAUGCUUGUUUGAAGAGGAACAGUGGAAAGUAAUGAUCACCAACACAAUAGGCACCGGCAGAGCGCAAGGAAAGUAUUGCUGGCUAGUCACGGUCUGGGAGCAGGGUUUAAAUGAAAUCAUCAUGUGUCCAGGUUACAUGGUCCGCGCGCAAGGCAUCCUGACACAUGCAGAGCCGGGCGACAAGGCUCAGAAGUCCGAUUUAAUAACUCAAAUUCGAAGAAGCCGCGAUGAAUUGAGCUGUGCUGUCUCCCAACUGGCGAUCGCUUUGACUGCUGAGGGAGAAUUCCCCGAACCUGAGGACUCCAUGGGAGCAAUAUCGGCCGACUUCCGUCACGUCUUUAUCCCAACUUCCCUGCAAAGUAUGCGCACAGCGAUCAACCUGCUCGGCCGGUUAUUGAGUAUGCUUCUUAUGAACGAUACUAUGAAACGGGCCGACCUUCUUCUGAGAGACCCCUGGGCUCUACUGGAUACCAAGAGGAUGGCCGAUCUCGAUCUCCAGAAUGGACUUGAUUGCAUUGCCAUGUCGAUGGGCUUGUUAAUGACUAAGACCUCAUAA
Messenger RNA from Aspergillus viridinutans, 1401 nucleotides. Its product is annotated as Zn(II)2Cys6 transcription factor. Gene Ontology annotation, molecular function: DNA-binding transcription factor activity, RNA polymerase II-specific; zinc ion binding. The record is from RefSeq and is a predicted model, not a curated record. The transcript has 2 exons. NCBI's taxonomy places the organism in Eukaryota, Fungi, Ascomycota, Eurotiomycetes, Eurotiales, Aspergillaceae. Bases 1 to 1401 code for a protein of 466 amino acids. Gene Ontology annotation, biological process: regulation of DNA-templated transcription.